UUUACAGUACCAUGUACCCGUAAACGGCGAGAGCGAGCAGCUACAAUAGAAGUCUAUGAUAGUUUCAAAAUGGGUUUUUUAGCGCCGAAUCCAUUAUCACUGACCACCACAAAGAUAAAAGAAAAUGAAUCGCGGCACGAAACGACCAAAGGGUUAGCCGAGAAAAAGAGAGAGAAAACAAAGAAAGCAUGGUUGGCUUCAGUUUCACAACGCCAAUAUAAAACGAAAAAUCAUCAAGAAAAUGUUUAGAUCCAUUUUUGGACUAAAUUUUUUUACAAGACCUCGGUCUACAGGAGGUAUGGACUCUUCUUUGAAGAAGUCCAAACGAAGGAGUGAGAGACCUUCGUCUCCUGAAGACCUCAACCCUCCCACCAUCUUUAGGGAGCACAGACGAUGGGGUGAGAGACCUUCGUCUAGUGGAGACACCAACCCUUCUACCAUCAUGAAGGAACACAGAGAAAGGGGUGAGGGCCCUUUGUCUUGUGCAGAACACAAGCCCUCUACCACCAGGCAGCGAGUACGAAGGGGUGAGAGCCCUUCUACUUUAUCCUCUGAAGACAAGCAGCCUUCUACUCCAAGGCGGCAGCAAGCAUGGAGAGGUGAGAGCUCUUUGUCUUCCUCUUCUGAAGAUGAUGAGCCCUCUACCACCAGGCAGCGAGUACGAAGGGGUGAGAGCCCUUCUACUUCAUCCACUGAAGACAAGCAGCCUACUACUCGGAGGCGGCAGCAAGCAUGGAGAGGUGAGAGCCCUUCGUCGUCAUCUUCUGAAGAUGACCAGCGUUGUACCACAAGGCUGCUAGUACGAAGAGAUGUGAGCUCUCUGUUCAUCGUGGGCACCAACCAUUCUGCCAUCACGAAGGAGAGCAGACAAAGGGAAGAGAGCUCUUUGUCUUCCUCUUCUGAAGAUGAUGAGCCUUCUACCACCAGGCAGCCAUUACGAAGGUUUGAGAGCCCAUCCUCUGAAGACAAGCAGCCUUCUACUCCAAGGCGGCAGCAAGCGUGGAGGGCUGAGAGCCCUUCGUCGUCAUCUUCUGAAGAUGACCAGCGUUGUGCCACCAGGCUGCUAGUACGAAGAGAUGUGAGCUCUCUGUUCAUCGUGGGCACCAAACCUUCUGCCAUCACAAAGGAGAGCAGACAAAGGGAAGAGAGCUCUUUGUCUUCCUCUUCUGAAGAUGAUGAGCCUUCUACCACCAGGCAGCCAUUACGAAAGUUUGAGAGACCUUCCUCUUCAUCCACUGAAGACAAGGAGCCUACUACUCGGAGGCGGCAGCAAGCAUGGAGAGGUGAGAGCCCUUCGUCGUCAUCUUCUGAAGAUGACCAGCGUUGUACCACCAAGCUGCUAGUACGAAGAGAUGUGAGCUCUCUGUUCAUCGUGGGCACCAAACCUUCUGCCAUCACGAAGGAGAGCAGACAAAGGGAAGAGAGCUCUUUGUCUUCCUCUUCUGAAGAUGAUGAGCCUUCUACCACCACCAGGCAGCCAUUACGAAGGUUUGAGAGCCCGUCCUCGUCAUCCUCUGAAGAUGACCAGCGUUCUACUCCAAGGCGGCAGCAAGCGUGGAGGGCUGAGAGCCCUUCGUCGUCAUCUUCUGAAGAUAACCAGCGUUGUGCCACCAGGCUGCUAGUACGAAGGGAUGUGAGCUCUCUGUUCAUCGUGGGCACCAAACCUUCUGCCAUCACGAAGGAGAGCAGACAAAGGGGAGAGAGCUCUUUGUCUUCCUCUUCUGAAGAUGAUGAGCCUUCUACCACCAGGCAGCGAGUACGAAGGUUUGAGAGCCCUUCGUCGUCAUCUUCUGAAGAUGACCAGCGUUCUACCACCAGGCAGCAAGAACGAAGGGCUGAGAGACCUUCCUCUUCAUCUUCUUCAUCUACCACAAGGAGGCAGCAAGAAAGAAGCCCUUUAUCUAUCAAUCUGAGUGCAAGAGAGGAGAGGGAGAUCAUUGAUAGAGAAAAGCAGCGUUUGGAAAGAGAGAGGUGUGAAAAGAUGAAGAGAAAGAACCAGGAGAAGGAGAGGAAAAUGUUUAGUCUGCGUUCAAGAAUGUACAUUUGGUGGCUCAAUUGCAAGAUAGACCGCAUUGCCAGGGACAUCCACUCAACCUUUGUGGAUGAGAGCUACCUCCUGCGUCAUGAUCCCCUCAGAAAUCCAGAGAAAAUGGCAGAAAAAGAACGGCUGCUUGACCUAAGGAGGGAGCUGGUCCUGUACAAACGCAGACAAGAAUUUAAGGUCGAGAGGGAAGUGAGGAAGCAAAGACUGAAGGUAGAGAAGAAGGAAAUAAAUGCGAAGGAAAUGAAGAAUAUCUCUGAGUUAUGCAGCAACUCAGAAUACCCAGCUAUGUUAAAUUUUCUCUACUGGCCAAUGCCACUCAGGUCACAUAUAUAUAUCAAUUAAGAUAAAAGUAGAGCAAUCAGAAAAAUGGCACCAAAUAGAGAGAGGUAAUUGAGGGAGACGGCAAACAUUUCAGAUUUGAAGUAAAGAAAAGUAAAAUAUUCUUUUAAAACAUUAGCAACCACCAUCAAAUAUCCUUGUAACCACAUGAUAACACCCUAGAUGUUGGCUUUAAUUAUAGUAAUAGGAAUAGUAAUAAAAACUCAUAAAAAAAGCACACUAGAAUGAAGGAAGGCAACACUAGGGCGACAAAAGUGAAAAAUUCAAAUAGCCUAAGCCGCAAACUUCGAAAAAAGCAGAAUAAAACUUUGAAAAAAGAGACAAACAUUUUUAAGAAGGGCGCCCGGAUAGCUCAGUUGGU
Perca flavescens (yellow perch) is the source of this 2744-nucleotide messenger RNA. RefSeq names its product trichohyalin. The transcript has 3 exons. Bases 242 to 2386 code for a protein of 714 amino acids. Lineage: Eukaryota; Metazoa; Chordata; Actinopteri; Perciformes; Percidae. The record is from RefSeq and is a predicted model, not a curated record.